AUGGCUUUAGCUACCAAUGUUUCUGCGCAAAUUAGCAGUAUUCCUAUGCUGAAUGGUUCAAACUUUAAAGUUUGGAAGGAUACCGUGGAGAUUGUCCUCGGUUGUAUGGAUCUAGACACAACUCUUCGAGAGGAGAAACCCACUUCCACUCCGAAAAAUCUCAAUGAGGUUAAAAUAGAGAAGUGGGAGAGAUCCAAUCGAAUGAGCAUUAUGAUCAUGAAACGGUCAAUUCCUGAGGCGUUUCGGAGCACAAUUACUGAGGAUAAAGAUGCCAAAAAGUUCCUAAAAGAUGUUGAAAAAUUCUUUACUAAGAAUGAAAAAGCGGAGGCAAGUAGUCUUUUGAGCAAACUUGUCUCCAUGAGGUAUAAAGGUACAAGGAACAUAAGGGAGUACAUUAUGGAAAUGUCUCAUCUUGCUUCAAAGUUGAAAGCACUAAAGUUAGAGUUGUCUGAAGACUUACUCGUGCAUUUCAUUUUGAUUUCCCUUCCUACACACUUUGGGCAAUUCAACCGUGGAGAUUGUCCUCGAUUGUAUGGAUCUAGACACAGCUCUUUGAGAGGAGAAACCCACUUCCACUCCGGAAAAUCUCAAUGA
This is a messenger RNA of Arachis stenosperma, 594 nucleotides long. RefSeq lists its product as uncharacterized. The record is from RefSeq and is a predicted model, not a curated record. The transcript has a single exon. NCBI's taxonomy places the organism in Eukaryota, Viridiplantae, Streptophyta, Magnoliopsida, Fabales, Fabaceae. The coding region runs from base 1 to 594 and encodes 197 amino acids.